Messenger RNA from Lagopus muta (rock ptarmigan), 7178 nucleotides. It is a transcript of the gene SENP6, whose product is annotated as SUMO specific peptidase 6. The record is from RefSeq and is a predicted model, not a curated record. NCBI's taxonomy places the organism in Eukaryota, Metazoa, Chordata, Aves, Galliformes, Phasianidae. The transcript is spliced from 24 exons. Gene Ontology annotation, biological process: protein desumoylation; regulation of kinetochore assembly; regulation of spindle assembly. Gene Ontology annotation, molecular function: SUMO-specific endopeptidase activity. Gene Ontology annotation, cellular component: cytoplasm; nucleus. The coding region runs from base 198 to 3626 and encodes 1142 amino acids.
GGGGCCGGAAGGCAGCGCGGCCCGGGCAGCCGUGCGCGCCGUGCGGGAGGAGGGCCGGGCCUCGGCGUCGCCGCCGCUGCGGGUCAGGCAGCCUUCCGCAGUGGGGGUGGGUGAGCGGCGGAGCGCGCAGGCCGGGGGAAGGGCCAGGCCCCGCCGCCUCGCUGGGCGAUGGAGUGAGGCAGCGCGGCUCGAGGAAGAUGGCCGGUGGCGGCGGCGGCGGCGGCUGCAGAGACAGCUUGUUUCUGGAAGCUUUGGAUAGAUCACAGUCCAAGAGAGAUGGAGGUUUUAAAAAUAAUUGGAGCUUUGAUCAUGCAGAAGAAAGUGAAGGAGAUGCAGAGAAAGAUGAGGCAAAUCUGCUCAGCAUAGAUGACAGUGAUGGGCCCUUCGGUCCGAAUGAAGAAAGAAAGUCCUUUCGUUGUCGGCCUGGAGCUGUCGGCAUCAGUGGUGAUUCCAUAAAAACAUACGCGAGGCGAGGCAAAGCUGCAAGCUUGAGACCUUUUAAAGGGAAUGCAAUUGGCCUCAACAUGAUGGGAAAUAGCAAGAAACUGAGUGAAAAUGCUCAGAAUGUGUCUUGUCCUGUAACUGUGGUACAUGGUAGACGCUUUCACCAUGCGCAUGCACAGACAACAGGAGUAAAAACAGCAGCCCAAAGCAAUCUGGACCGAAAGGAAAGAAAAGAAUACCCUCCUCAGCUUCAGAAAGUAGAAGCAGACCACAUUAGGUUACCACGGCCUCAAGGACUGGACAGUGUAAUGGAAAACACAGAAGAGUCAGAGUCAGAAUCUGAAUCUGAAAUUAAGAGAAAAGUGCAACAAAAACGUCACUGCAACUCAUUUCAGUCUGACUUGUCACUAUCUUCAGCAAAAAAAGGCUUGACCCAGUUGAAGCUUUUGGAACCAAUUGAGUACUCUACUGAUUGCCCAAAUUGUGGGCGGGCAAAUGAAAACCAGACCAAAUGUCGACAUUGUGAAAAUUUGCAAAGAGUCUCCAGACAAGCUGGAACAUUAAGUGAAUCUGUGGGACCUUUAUCACGUUCUUCAAUACAUCAGAACUCAGCGGGGCAAAAAUCUUCAGGUACAGGGUUCAACACAAAGAAGUUUUAUAGUUCUGCUGUUGGGAAAGGUCCAGCAGAUAUUCUACUGAGUAAUGAAGUUGUAGGACAUUCUCUGUUGCGACAGAAUGGAAAAGUUGGUCUUCUAGCUGGGACAAAAAAUGCUAAAAUUACUGGAAACUUAAGACAGAGAAAUACAAGACCAUCAGAACUAAAUGAUCCAAUUGUUUUAUCUAGUGAUGAUGAUGAGGAGGAGGAUAGUGGCAGCACUAGGAGAAUGGAAAGCAUUUCACCUCGUCCUGCAGAUUCAGCCCGCUCCUCCCCAGCUCCUUCUACAGGAAAGGUGGAAGCAGCGUUAAAGGAAAACAGUUGUGGAAUAGAACAGAGAAUAGGUAGUAUUACAACAGAUACAGAAAUUGCAGUCACACUACCAAGAAAAGCAAGAAUGAAAGAUCAGUUUGGCAACAUUGUGUCUAACACUCCAAUCAAACGUCGUAAACUGAUUUCUCAAGAAAUUGUAACUGAGGCUGUGCCACCACUAACUUAUCAAAAUUCAUGUGAAAGUGUCAUUCUGAACUGUCGAAGUAUACGAAUAGGAACCCUACGAAGAAUGGUAGUGGAACCAGUGAUUUUUUGUCUGGAUUAUAUAAAAAUACGCUUAGAAAGUCAAGAAGAAUCAGAGAGUGAUGUCCGAGAGAUAAACCUGAAAACUUCAGAACUUACCAAAUGUGAAUGGUGUAGUGUCAGAAAAUUACCAGUAGUUUUUCUACAAACAGUACCAUCAACCUGCAGUAGCCUGAGAGACCAGCUGAAAAUGAGUAAAGAUAAUGUCUGGUACGAAUGUAAAGGAGACAGUCAAGAAGAACAGUACAUCAUUUUAAUUUUUGAAACUGGUCUUGAUCCUCAUGCAAACUCAAUAUUUGAAAAAAUAAUCACUGACAUUGGUAUUAGAAAUAAUAUUUCUGACUUCUUCGUGAAAAUUUCCUUUGAAGAAGCCAAUGGCAGACUUGUUGCAUUUACUAAAUGCUUGGAAGACAAUUCCAAAGGAAGCCCUUCUCAUAGAGAAAACAAAAUUAAAAAUGUUGCUCCUGACUCCAAAGUGCAGCCGCGAAAUAAACAGUUACCAUAUUUUGAUGAUGAAGAAGAGAUUGGAGAACCACAUACAGUAUUUAUUGGUCCCAUAGAAAAGCUGAUAGUUUAUCCGCCUCCUCCAGCUAAAGGUGGUAUUUCUGUGACCAAUGAAGACCUCCACUGUCUAAAUGAAGGAGAAUUUUUAAAUGAUGUUAUUAUUGAUUUUUAUUUAAAGUAUUUGGUACUUGAGAAACUGAAAAAAGAAGAUGCUGAUAGAAUACAUGUGUUCAGUUCAUUCUUCUACAAACGCCUUAAUCAAAGAGAAAGAAGAAAUAUUCAUGAAACUUCAAACCUCUCAAUACAACAAAAACGACAUGGGCGAGUAAAAACGUGGACACGUCACGUUGACAUUUUUGAGAAAGAUUUCAUUUUUGUUCCUCUUAAUGAAGCUGCCCACUGGUUUUUGGCUGUAAUCUGUUUUCCUGGCUUAGAGAAACCCAAAUAUGAACCAAAUCCCCAUUACCAUGAAAAUGCUGCAGCACAGAUAAAAUCUUCCUCUUCCGAUGGAGAGAGCAACACACCAUCUCCUUUACCAAAUGAGUUGGAUACACAAAACUCGCCUUCUAAAUCCACAGCAAAGAAGACAUUGACCAAAAAAUACAGUACAGCUUUAACUGAUUCAAGCACUGAAACGCAGGACAGUGACUCUUCAUGUUGUAGAAGAAGUCCUUGUAGGGUAAAAAGUGGUUUCAAAAAACUAAAUCAAAUAGACAGUGAUGUGGAAGAACCUAAUACUGUUGAAUCAGCAUGCCUCAGACUGGACCAUAGGACUCCAGAUGAAAAUGGUGUACAGGGUGAAUUCACAACUGCUAGCCAAUCUAUGGAUGGACUGCACAAAAUCAGGCUAAACUACAGUGAAGACUCAGCUGAUGGUGGUAAAUUAAAUGAAGAUGAGCUUAUAGAUUUUUCUGAAGACCAAGAUAAUCAGGAAGACAGUAGUGAUGAUGGUGGCCUGGAUGACAGCUGUAAUUCAGAAAUGGGACAGUGGCACCUAAAGCCUACUAUCUGCAAACAGCCCUGCAUUUUGCUUAUGGAUUCACUGAGGGGCCCUUCCCGGUCGAAUGUCGUGAAAACACUAAGGGAGUAUUUAGAGGUAGAAUGGGAGGUCAGGAAAGGCAAUAAAAGAAGCUUUUCCAAAGAGGUCGUGAAAGGCUCCAACCCCAAAGUGCCACAACAAAACAACUUCAGUGAUUGUGGAGUGUACAUACUGCAGUAUGUAGAGAGCUUUUUUGAGAAUCCUAUUCUGAGUUUUGAGCUACCAAUGAACUUAACAGACUGGUUUCCACGCCCACGGAUGAAAACCAAAAGAGAAGAAAUACGAAAAAUCAUCCUGAAGCUGCAGGAACAGCAGAACAAAGACAAGAAGGGACAGAAGGACCCAGCUGCAGCAGAAAGAUCUUUGCAGGAAAAAACAGAACAACUUCUCAACAGCAGCUCAGACUGAAUGUUGUAUCUGUUGCAUGUUAGCUCCACAAGCAAAACUGAAAUAUGCGUUUUGUCUGCCCAGACUAAAUAAAGAUUUGACGUAUUCUCUGCUCAAAGUUACUUGGGAAUGUUUAAUGCCUGUAUAAAUGUGUGUCAUAAAAUGAUUUAAUUUCCACAAAGAUGUGUAUUAAGUAAGCAAGUCUGUACAUAUGUUAAUGAGGCCAACCUUUUUCAGCAUUUGUAAUUACUUCUUUUCCACUUGUUAGGGAGCUUUUGUUAUGUAUUUCUGUUAAUAGAACUUAAAUAGCAACUUCUAAACAUAAAGCAAAUAAAGAAAAUAUUUAUAGGAUAAAAUGGUUAACUUUUUCUUUUUCAGUAAAGCUGUAAUGUUACAGGCUUACGUAACAUGUAGCGAAUAAUUUGGUAGAAAGGUAAUUCAUAUUUUGACCCUAUUUAGUUGCCCUUUACAAGGUUAUUCUGCUUGCGCUACAAACAGUAAUAUGGGUAAGUGUCUCAGUGUACCAUGGCCUCAGAGAGGGUGAUUCCCAUCCUCGCAGUAUCUAAGUGUAGGCAGUGUAAUAGUUAAUAGGACUGCUUCAGAUUUGGGAUUUUAAAAGAUACACGUUGCAAUUAAAAUUCCUCACUUGCUUUAGUGGGACGGGCUAAGGGAAGGGGGAGAAUGCUCUUUGACCAGAGAUUACUAUUCAAACAGUAUUAUAAAAGUGGUUUCGAUGAAGUGAUCUUGAGUGAUACUAUUAAAUCAUAUUUUGUGGAUCCCAAUUGUUGUACAGGUGUAUUUUGAGACUUUCUUCAUUAUAAAGUUGUAUUUUGGUAAGUGUACUUGGAAUAGCAGAUUGCCCACAUUACAUUUUCUAUGUUACAAUUCUGAAUGUUACAUUCAUAUGUGCUUUAUCUAAGUAAUGAACAUUUAAAAAAAAAAAAAAAAGUGUAUGAUUACUAUUUUUUGUAAUAUCCACUAAAAAAAAAAAAAAAAAAAAAAAAAAAAAACAGUGUUCAUUGCUUGCUUGUUUGUUCUUGGCUUUAGGUAGCAUCAGACUAAUGCUGGGAUUUGUUUGGAUAUUUCCAGUGCAUUUUGAUUUUAAAAUAGUUUAAAAUGCCAUUGUUGCUUACAGUGCAAACAGCCUUUUAUCCUUGUUAAAAAGGCUUUGGUAUUCAGAUGAGUAAAAUAAGAAGUGGAUUAUACAAAGAGAUGUAUAUCCAGUCUGCUGCUAGUUUAGAUGUCUCUGAAGCAAGCUGGAAGCCGUCCCUUUCUGGGACAGAGUCUCUCACAGGUAGAGAGGGGCUUUCUAUCCUGCCUUGGACACAGGAUUUCUCUUCUGGUUCUUCUACUGGGAGUGUAAUUUGUAAUUCCCUUCUCCUCAACAGAUGCAGCAGAGACUUCCUUAGCUGAGCUGUGUAACCCAAGACCAGUUUUUACACGUGAGAUCAAGUGUACUUGAAGCCUCAGUACUUGAGGUUUCUCCGUGACUUUCCAUUCUCCCUGAACCCUGAAAACAUGGCUGCUAAUGACAUUCCUGCCAGGGCAUUUCUGAAACUGAGUUCACUCACUGAGGCAGUGAUUGCACAUAGAGCAAUGCAGCCGUGGGCUGUUAACUUUUUGCACAGGUGACUCACGGGAUCUGGGGAGGACUUGUUCAUUCCUUCGUCUCUUCUUACACAGACUCUGGUCCCCGUGCAUAUGUAAGCACCGCAUGUCUCUUACAGAUGACUCCUACAUGGGUUUCUUGGUCGUAUUAUGUGGGGGCAGUUUUCUGGUUUACAAAUUAAAUGUGUAAGGGACACGUGUAGGAGUUAUUUCUGCCAUGGAAUUAGUCUACUAUUCUUGCCGUAAAAACAAAAUAAAGAAAAUAAGUACUAAAAUAACUUUAGAUUGCUUCCCUGCGGUGUCUUGUAUGCUUUCAGUGCAACUAAUGUAUUGGAAUAGUUCUUUACAAAUACACAUGAAUCAGUGAUGGCUUGCAGAGAGGAAAGUAAUUUCCUGGAAAUAUAGAGACAAUUGCAAGUGCAACGUAUUCUCAGUUAAGAUUUCCCCCCCCGUUACAUGUUCUCAUGGUGUGGAGUAUAUCCACGUUUGGUUAGUAUAAUAGUUUGCCUUAUUCUGACGUUUGUGAUGCAGGUUCAUAAUUUGAUGUGGAACUAUUUGGUUCUCUUGCUAGGAAUGGCCUGGUGCUUCCUCCUUUUCCUUCCUCUUUCCUGUUGUCCUCAUCUUCCUCCCUCCCAAUUUUCAGAGCUGUGAAGAAGGUGUUUGAUUUAUCUUACAAUGUUAAAGGUCUGAAGAUCUUCAGUCCUAUAUAGCAAGCUAAUAUACAUGUUAAAUAUAGGAAACUUAUUUUUUUAAUAAAAUGUGAUGUUAAUAGAAAAAAAAAGAAUUAAGAAUGAGUUUUUUUUAAAUGUUGCUGACUUGAUUUAAAUAGUUCACCGCUAUGUGUGCUUUCUGUAGGCAUUUGUUCAUUCCGUAGGAAUUAGCUGCAACACUGUUCUGCAAUCUAACGAGGAGUGUCACCAUUGACUUUCCCGAAUCAGAGCUAUUCAGAGAUGAGCAGGGAGGGAUCUAAAUGUUUUUAUGACAACAAAUAUACUUUGAGGAAAGUUAUGUUUCCUUAUAAACCUUCAGAUCGCAAAUGCAUUGAGUAGUACAGCUGUGUUCUGCAGCACAGGGUAUCAGCUUCCUGCCUAAUUAAAUGUAUCUCUUUGUAUUGUUUUUCAGGUUGGAUAGAAUAACAGUUAAGAGUUCCUUUAAAAGUUUUAGAUUACUUAGCAUGAAAAAUGGAUGUGCUUCUGGUGCACGCUUGCAGGUUAGCUGCAGAAGUAGAAGAGCUGUCUCAGCAGUCCCUCGAGACAUUGUUUUUCCUUGCUGAAAGAACUGAGCAUGCCAUCUGAAGAGCAGAGGCUCCAACAGGGACUGCUCAGUUCAUUGCUGUGGGUACGCUCACUCCUGUGUUGGAAGAACAUGUUUUCUAAAAAGCUCAUCAAAGAAAGAGUUGAAAAAUCAAGAAAUUUUACCAUGAUGAGGAAACCAUGUGAUUUAUAUAUAUAUAUAUAUGUGUGUGUGUAUAUAUACAUUUGAUUUGUUACUGUGUGGUAAACUUACAAAGUAGAACAGGAGAACAAGGAGCCUUUCAGUUUGAAUCCUGUUAACGUAGCUCCUCUGGAAACUUGAGUGAACCUCUCUGAUGAGCAAACAGCAGCAGCUUCCACACUUUGCAGAUUCACUACAUUUUAUUUCUUGGACUUUUUUAAAUGAAAACACUUCCAGUCACUGGUUAAAGCUUUGCAUUGUUAUCCUUCAGCUCCACAUGCUCAGUACAAAACCUCUGUGCUGUGUGCUUGAAUUCACAGAGGAUCUCAGCCUCCCGAAGUCUUUUGACUCUUCCUGUCUAUUUCUGGCAGUCCCCGGGGAACUGAUGUUAGGAAUUAUAACUUUGCAACAGUAACAAUGAGGUAACAGCCGUUUUAUUUCCCUUUUGCCACCUUGUCUUAAAACUAAAUCAUUUGUGCCUAUCUCGGCUAUCUGUGCUCAAAGAACGAUGCAAUAAAAGUGUUCUGUGGG